AUGGACACCAUUUCAGACAAUUGCUCAAGAAUUGAACCACUGCAGGAGGCGUCUGGAUCGAAGACACAGAUGCCAGCCAGGAGGACCACCACACAUCCAUCUGUGACGUCCCAAGACACCAACUUCAACAACCACCCAUUUUUCUGUCGAAAAACCAUGAGCAAGACUAUGGCGACAUCUGCACAUAUGGUUGAUUUUUUGGGAAAAAAAGGAUUGACACUUAAAAUAGCGACUGUAUAUGAACCAGGAAUACAGAUAUUCCACAAUGAACUAAGUUAA
Molecule: messenger RNA, 279 nt
Organism: Caenorhabditis briggsae
Lineage: Eukaryota; Metazoa; Nematoda; Chromadorea; Rhabditida; Rhabditidae
Exons: 3
Coding region: 1-279 (92 amino acids)
Source: RefSeq, a predicted model, not a curated record